Molecule: messenger RNA, 976 nt
Organism: Hemibagrus wyckioides
Lineage: Eukaryota; Metazoa; Chordata; Actinopteri; Siluriformes; Bagridae
Product: rhamnose-binding lectin-like
Exons: 7
Coding region: 1-570 (189 amino acids)
Molecular function (GO): carbohydrate binding
Source: RefSeq, a predicted model, not a curated record
AUGCCGGGCUACAGCACACUGGAUUGUGGAGCUGAUUCUAUUAAGAUCAUAAAUGCAAACUUUGGGCGUGCUGACUCCAGAACCUGUUCAGCUGGACUCACCAACAAUUUGAUCCAGAAUACCAACUGUUACGCUCCAAACACACCCUCAAUUGUGGCCGCACUGUGUAAUGGAAUGAAAACAUGCACUUUACAAGCUUCAAGCACCAUCUUUACAGAUCCUUGUACUAAAACUGUUGAAUACCUCACUGUGUCCUACAUCUGCACUAAGGAACUUGUGGCCUGUGAAGGCAGUACUGCGUCACUGAACUGUGGUGCCAGCAAUAUAAAGAUUAUCAGUGCUAACUACGGCCGAACCAAUUCCACCACAUGUUCCUCAGGACGACCUUCCAGUCAACUCUCCAACACAAACUGCUUCACGGCUGACACAGUAACUAAAGUUGCAGCUAGAAUGACUUCCAGCUUUCCACCCAGUGGCCAGAAAAGGGAUCACAAAGUUUUACCUACAAAGCCAUACAGAUGUUACAGUGCAAGAGCUUUGUUUUUAAUGUACUUAACACUGGCAGGUUAAAUCAUUUUUGCUUUUGCAUAAUCAACUGCUGCAGUGAUUUUGUUUCUGAACUAUACUAAUUGGCUUUUACAUGUAAUCCCACCAUCCUAAACGAAUCCACUUUACAAAUGAUUGCGCAAUAAACUUUAUAAACAUACAUAUCAAGGUUGAGUUGUGUGUAGACAAUUUUAUGAAAUCUAAGGCAGUGAUUGUCCAAACAAAUUGAUACAAACAACAAAGUCUAAUAAACAUGUCAAACACAGAGCGGACAGGUGGCAAACAGAAUCUAAAGGCAUAAUACUGGUUAACAGUCCAAGGGUGUUAUACAUAUAGACACAUUUCUGAGAUCAGCAAAUUACACACAAUGUGUUACUAUAGGCAAUAGAGCCAACAGAAAGACUAAUGUUUUGGAUUUUUUUCUUUAAUA